Molecule: messenger RNA, 1094 nt
Organism: Eucalyptus grandis
Lineage: Eukaryota; Viridiplantae; Streptophyta; Magnoliopsida; Myrtales; Myrtaceae
Product: transmembrane emp24 domain-containing protein p24beta2
Exons: 5
Coding region: 222-860 (212 amino acids)
Biological process (GO): Golgi organization; endoplasmic reticulum to Golgi vesicle-mediated transport; intracellular protein transport
Cellular component (GO): COPII-coated ER to Golgi transport vesicle; endoplasmic reticulum; Golgi apparatus
Source: RefSeq, a predicted model, not a curated record
CGAACCAAACCCCAGAGAGACAAAAUAAUAACAACAGCAAAAAGCCUGCGAGAUCGAAAUCCGCGAGCUCGAAGCGCGCCCCCGAGGAGGAAGGAAGGAAGGAAGAAGCUCCCUCGGCCUCCGCAUCUUCUCCUCAGUCGCCUCUCGAGCUCCGUGCCCGGUCGCGGUCGCUGCGUCUUCGAGCCCGCUUCGCAGUGAUCUCGCUCUGAACGAGUUCUAAGAUGGGUUGUCCAUCGUUCCGGCAUGUCCUUGUCACAAUGCUGGCGCUGUUUUUGAGCCUCCAAGCUGUGUCCGGGAUUAGAUUUGUCAUUGACAGGGAGGAGUGCUUCUCUCACAAUGUUGAAUAUGAAGGGGAUACAGUGCACAUUUCUUUUGUCGUGAUCAAGUCUGACUCGUCUUGGCAUUAUAGUCAAGAUGGCGUCGAUCUUCUGGUGAAGGGACCUUCUGGUGAUCAGAUCCAUGACUUUCGCGACAAGAUAAGCGAGAAGUUUGAGUUCAUCGCUCAUCAUAAAGGAGUCCACCGUUUCUGCUUCACUAACAAGUCUCCUUAUCAUGAAACCGUCGACUUCGACUUACAUGUUGGGCAUUUCACAUACCAUGAUGAGCAUGCAAAAGAUGAGCAUUUCAACCCUUUAAUGGAGCAGAUCGGAAAAUUAGAAGAAGCUCUUUACAACAUUCAAUUCGAGCAGCACUGGCUAGAGGCUCAGACUGAACGGCAAGCAAUAGUGAAUGAUUUGAUGAGCCGGCGGGCAAUUCAUAAGGCCUUUUUCGAGUCAGCAGCACUCAUUGGAGCAAGUGUUCUUCAAGUUUACCUGCUCCGUCGUCUAUUUGAAAGGAAGCUUGGGAUGUCAAGAGUAUAGUUCUUGUCGUGUCGGAUAAGCAGUUGAAUUAUUUGCCGGAUAUUGAUGCUUCUCAACAUGAGCGGACGCAUCUUCCCACUCUUACUGGACAUGUACAGAUACCGAUCUAGUGAUAGAUUUUUGUUUGCCUUUAGAACUAGCGAUAGAUUGAUUCUCCAGAUUAAUCUAUUACAUGUUCAGGAAGUACCAUGCGAUUUUACGUUCUUGGAUGAUACAAAGCCAAUUCCUUUGCCA